ACCUCAAUCCGUGCAGUCCACACUUUCUAGAGAGCAUCAGUCUUCGUUUCUGGAAGCCCUCGGCCGGGGAAGCGAAAUUGUUUCGUAAAACCCAUGGGCAUAAAGGUAAAGUGGAGCUGGACCUCCGCACUGGUCGGCGCAGCGUCAGCCACCGUCGCGACGGCAAUAAUCACGGCUAAGCCCAGAACUCCGACUUUCGACGUGAUAUCCAUAAGCAUCACCUCCUUGAAGCUUAACUUCCCGGUGGUCGACGCCGAGCUGAUGCUGACCGUCCAUGUCACCAACCCCAACAUCGCCCCCAUCCACUACUCGUCCACCGAGAUGUCCAUCUUCUACGCGGGCUCCCUGCUGGGCUCCGCCCGGGUAGACGCCGGCUCCCAAGCGCCGCGGUCUUGCCGCCUCCUCCAGCUCCCGGCGCGGCUCAGCGGCCUGGAGCUGUCCCACCACGCCGCCCAGUUCAUCACCGACGUGGGCCGCCGCGAGAUGGUGCUGGACGCGGCGGUGGAUAUAGAGGGGGCGGCUAGGGUGAUGUGGUGGGAGCACAAGUUUGUGGUACACGUGGACAGCCGCGUAGUCGUUGAUCCAGUGUUUCUUGAUGUGAUUGAUCAGGAAAACAAGGCGGAGAUGGAAGUCUUCGUAGCUUAAAAGAACUGCACUGUUCUUGCAUGAAAAGCUUCCGCCUUUUUAUCAAAAGAAGCAGAAUCGGAGUGAAUAGUGUUAUGUUUUGAAGAUGCUCUAUACUUGCCGUCGGUUGGAUUUCAACGUUGUUUAGGUUAAGACGGGGCUUGUUAAAAGCAGAUAUAUGGUUGUUAUGAGAUAUCUAUGUGCCUUGUUGCUUGCUUAGUACUGCUCAAUUUUGAAAGACGUUGAUGGUAAAUUAAUAGUACUUUCGUGCUUGUUAGUGUUGACUAAGAUACUUAUAAUAAUCAUU
Molecule: messenger RNA, 931 nt
Organism: Diospyros lotus (date-plum)
Lineage: Eukaryota; Viridiplantae; Streptophyta; Magnoliopsida; Ericales; Ebenaceae
Exons: 1
Coding region: 94-645 (183 amino acids)
Biological process (GO): response to desiccation
Cellular component (GO): plasma membrane
Source: RefSeq, a predicted model, not a curated record